GGAGCCAUGUGCCGGGAUAGGCUGCUGUGGUAAAGACAGCCAAGAAACCAUCAUCAAGUGUAGAGACUCUGCACUGAACAUCAUGGAUCUCUAUACCAAGGGCACACGUGUGUGGGUGGCCAGUGACUCUGUAGUGUGGGAGGAUGGAGAGGUGGUGGACUGUGAGGGUGGGCGUGUCCACGUCAGGUCACAUGACGGUCGUUCCCUGGUUAUAUCGUUACAAGACAACCCCCCUCACUUGAUGAACCCUGAUAUUCUAGUGGGAGCUAAUGACCUCACAUCACUGAGCUACCUACACGAACCAGCAGUUCUGCACAAUCUCAGUGUUCGGUUCCAGAGAUCCGGUACCAUCUACACGUACUGUGGUAUAGUGCUGGUGGCAGUCAACCCUUACCAGCCAUUGCCCAUAUAUGGCAAUGAGAUAGCGGCAGCCUACAGUGGACGGCAUGCGGUGAACCUUGACCCCCACAUCUACGCUAUAGCCGAGGAGGCCUUUGCUAGACUAACCAGAGAGGGGCGCAGUCAGUCAGUGAUAGUGAGUGGGGAGAGUGGAGCGGGGAAGACUGUCAGUGCAAAGUACACCAUGAGCUACUGUGCGGCAGUGGGCGGGGCUGAGUCACAUGACUGUCAUGUGGACAGGAAGGUCCUAGCGUCCAAUCCGAUCAUGGAGGCUAUUGGUAACGCUCGUACCACUCGUAACGACAACAGUAGCAGGUUUGGCAAGUACACUCAGAUCAGGUUUAACAAGAGUCACCAAAUAACUGGAGCCCUCAUGAGCACCUUCCUCCUGGAGAGGUCAAGGUGUGUUCGGCCGUCCCUUGGUGAGAGGAACUAUCACAUCUUCUAUCAGCUGUGUUCUUGUGCGGAGGAGGAAGAGUUUAGUCACCUCCGAUUGUCUCCGCCUACUGACUUCCAUUACACUAAUCAAGGUGGGUGUGUCCAGAUCAACGGUGUGAGCGACCAAUCAGAAUUCAGGAAUACUCGCGAGGCUCUUCGGAUGCUUGGUUUCCAUGAAGAUCAGGAGGCGUAUAUAUUCCGCGUACUAGCAGCCGUACUUCACCUUGGCAACGUCCAGGUGGGCGUGGCACAUUCCGGAGGGGAAGACGUAUCUACAAUCUCAUUGGACGAUGAUCACAUGACCCAUGCCGCUCAGUUACUGGGAGUGGAUAAAGCUCAACUGCGACUCUGGCUAACACAUAGACUGAUAGUAACAGCACGGGAGAGUUUGAAGAAACCACUGUCUCCGGAGCAAGCAUUAUCUGCUCGUGAUGGCUUAUCCAAACAUUUGUACGCUCGUCUAUUUGAUUGGGUGGUGGUGCAGAUCAACCAAUCACUGAGCAGUCGUCAGUCACAUGACCAGCCCUUUAUAGGGGUGCUGGACAUCUAUGGCUUCGAGGUAUUCAACGUGAACAGUUUUGAGCAGUUUUGCAUCAACUAUGCGAAUGAGAAACUGCAGCAACAAUUCAACCAGCAUGUUUUUAAGUUGGAACAACAAGAGUACGUGAGAGAAGCCAUUGAGUGGUCGUUCAUCCAUUACCAUGACAACCAGCAUACCAUAGACCUCAUCGAAAGCCGACUCGGUAUUUUAGAUUUACUGGACGAAACAUGUCGGCUCCCCUCGUCUAGCGAUGCACUGUUUGUACAGAAGCUCUACUCCGCCCACUUGACCACACCCUCUUUCUCAAAGCCUCGUACAUCUGUACGUAGCUUCUGUGUGACUCACUAUGCUGGAGCAGUGGAGUACAUGAACACUGGGUUUGUGAGUAAGAACUUGGACUCUGUUCAUAUAGAACACGUCAGUCUCGUCAGGGGGAGUAAGGACAAACUAGUGGCAGGGCUGUUUGCUGACAAUGCUAAAAGCACAAAGGGAGGAAUAAAGAAAGAAACUGUCGGAUCUCAGUUCCGAACUUCCCUCUCACAAUUAAUGAGCACCCUCAGUUUGACCACACCCCAUUACGUCCGCUGCAUCAAACCAAACGACAACAAAACACCUUUCACGUUUGACCCUCAUCGUGUAGUGCAGCAGUUGAGAGCGUGUGGUGUUCUAGAGACGGUGCGGAUUAGUGCAGCUGGUUAUCCCUCGCGAUGGCUUUACGGAGAGUUCAGGGCGCGUUACCGAAUGCUAGGGGUCAAAGGUCAUCAGAGGGGGUGUGCUGAGAGGGAGGUGGUCCAAGGAUUGCUAGAACGUUGUAUCAAGGAUCGUGACAAGUAUCGCCUUGGUCGCAGCAAGGUGUUCUUCCGUGCUGGUCAGGUGGCCUACCUCGAGAGAUUGCGCUCUCUGAUACUGCAGAGUAGUGGUCUCAUGAUACAGAAGCAUGUGCGUGGAUGGAUACAACGGAGGAGGUACCUGAGUCUAAAGAUUCUCACUGUGAGAUUACAAGCUCUGGUGAGGGGCGUGGCUGCAAGGAGGUGGGCGUGGCAUCUUAGACAGACAAGUGCGGCCACUACUCUUCAGAAGUAUAUCCGCUGUUUUAUUGCCCGGAAACAGUUUCUACGGUUACGAUUUGGUUGCCUGGCGAUACAGAGUCUGUUUCGAGGCUUGGCCGCUAGAAAGCGCUAUCGUGCCCUCGUGUGUGAUGUGAAGGCGACCAUGAUUCAGAGUGUAGUGCGUGGAUGGUUGGAGAGGAUACACUACAGACGAGCGUUGAGGGGUGUGGUCAUUGUACAAUGCUUGGUUAGGAGGUGGCGUGCUAAGAGACAGCUAAGAGCUCUCAAGAUGGAGGCUCGCUCAGUGGACAGACUACAGACGUUGAAUAAAGGCUUUGAGAACAAGAUAAUAGAACUACAACAGAAGCUCACUGACCAGAUAUCAGCCAACAACGUCCUCAGGGCUAAGUCUGAUCGCCUGGAAACACAGCUCAAGUCUGCCCACCUCCGCCACUCCACAGCACUGGAGCAGGCCACCCUCAGGCUAGCACACCUGCAGGCGGCCCUAGAGACGGCACAAGUGGCGCAGCAAUCGCUUGAAGAGCAGCUAAAGUCCGAGCAACAGUCAAGCUCUUCACUGGAGGAACAACUCAACGCUGAACGAGAAAAGCACAUAAAAACACUCGAAAAAUUAGCGCUCCUGGAGAAAGAAAACGCGGCAAGUCAUGUGAUAGAUCAUGUGCCGAAAGAGGGUGAUCAUGUGAUACAAUCUGAAGAAAUAAUGAAACCACCACCUCCUAGUAUUGUAGAAGAUUCACUAGAAAUGAAAUAUUCCGAUUCUUUGCAAAGUCCGUUCACACUUCCACCCGUAACCAAGGCAACACAACAACAGAAAGCCACACCCACUAGUGCUCCGCUACACUCCACCCCCACGAAAACAUUGGAAUCAAAACAUCGGAACAGGGCUCUGCCCGAUCAUAUUCGUAAUAUGCUUUUAUCUGAGAGAGAUACGUCAAGGUCAAAGGUCACUAACGAUACUCCAUAUACUGGGUACAGUGGGGUCAAAGGUGAGGGGAUUUCCCUGCCAGAGGAGGCACUAAUUGGUCUGAGACAAGCGUUUGAUUUGAUCAAUACACUGACGUCCAUCAAUGUACAGCUGCAAGAUGAGCUAGCCCGACUGUCACAGGAGAACCUGACACUACGAGACGUUGCCCCACACCCUCCCUCAGCACGAAGGCAACAAUCACUACCACUCACGCCACUCUCACCCCGUCACCAUGAUAACCCAUCGCCACGACGAUCAUCCAUCCCGUUGCGGACACGCCCCCCUCUUGCUAACGUCUCAUUGGACAGUUUAGUUGAAGCUCCGUGCAUGGGAAUGUUGGAAUGGGAACAUCGGAAUGUGAAGCAAGUAGCAUCCAGUCUGGUUAUGGAAAUAGACCCGGAGAAACUGACCAAUCAAAUCCCUUGCUUGCCGGCCCAUAUGAUGUUUAUGUGCUUGAGAUAUGCGGACCAUGUGAAUAACGAGGAACAAGCUACUCAGUUUAUGGAGGGUGUCGUCAACGCGUUGCAUCAGGUGACCCAUCGUAACCAUGGAAACCUGGAGCUCCUAUCGUUUUGGAUGGCCAAUACGUGUCGUCUCAUGCACAACAUGAAACAGUUCAGCGGAGGACAUGAUACGUCCUCUCAUACCCUGGUGAACUUUGACCUCUCCGAGUACCACCGUAUAUUGACGCACAGAGCCACUGCCAUCUACCACGCUAUGAUAGAGUUGAUACACUCACGUCUCAAGGGGCUUAUUGUACCAGGCCUAGUAGAACAUGAGUCUAUUCCUGGCAUCACAUCCUCGCGUCCGAUUGGCUCAAAGGGCUCGGCCGAGUCACAUGAUUCUCCUCUCGUUAGCGUUGAUAUGGUUGUCAAGGAGAUUAAUACCAUGGUGAUGACGCUACGACAGAACUAUGUUGAUCCAGAGAUAGUCAGUCAAAUCAUUCGACAGAUUUUCUUUGUCGUGAAUGCCACCAUGUUGAACAACCUUCUCUUGAGGAGAGAGCUCUGUCACUGGUCCAAGGGAGUGCAAAUGAGGUAUAACGUCAGUCAACUUGAGGAUUGGGCGCGGGACAUGGGUGCCAUGGCAACAGUGGCGCUAACAGAGCUACUCCCAAUCGUAGAGGCCUCUAAACUGCUACAGAUGAGGAAGAGCUCCACUAGUCAUGCCCCGGCCAUCUCUGAGCACUGCUCUCAUCUGAAUGCUCUGCAAGUUCAGAAGAUUCUGUCGAUGUAUUCUCCAGCUGACGAUUAUGAGGAGCGUGUGCCUAGUGCUCUAAUCCGAUUGGUCGCUGAAAUGUGCGAGGCAGAUCAAGUGGACCCCAACAACAUCAUGGUUGAUGUUCAUCGAUUUUAUCCAAUCGAAAUAUCAUACGUAUCAUGUGAUGUGAGUUUCCCCACACUCAAAAUUCCACACAAUCUACUCGGCAAGCACAUGACUGUCAUGUGACCUACGAACUGUAUUGAUUGCUACGUACAUGUACACUUAUUCAAAUUCUGUUAUAUAUUCGUAUAUCGACAAUAUUCAUUUUGUCACAUGCUUUUUGCUCACAUAAGAUUAUAAUAAA
Messenger RNA from Halichondria panicea, 4979 nucleotides. RefSeq names its product unconventional myosin-Vb-like. The coding region runs from base 83 to 4861 and encodes 1592 amino acids. Gene Ontology annotation, molecular function: actin filament binding; ATP binding; microfilament motor activity. Lineage: Eukaryota; Metazoa; Porifera; Demospongiae; Suberitida; Halichondriidae. The record is from RefSeq and is a predicted model, not a curated record. Gene Ontology annotation, biological process: vesicle transport along actin filament; actin filament organization. The transcript has 25 exons. Gene Ontology annotation, cellular component: actin cytoskeleton; myosin complex; cytoplasm.